Molecule: messenger RNA, 1094 nt
Organism: Phyllostomus hastatus (greater spear-nosed bat)
Lineage: Eukaryota; Metazoa; Chordata; Mammalia; Chiroptera; Phyllostomidae
Gene: CCDC190
Product: coiled-coil domain containing 190
Exons: 4
Coding region: 187-1005 (272 amino acids)
Source: RefSeq, a predicted model, not a curated record
CCUUCACCCAGACCCCGGAAGGCCCCGAGGCCUCCCCGUGGCAAGCACCGGGCUUGCAGAGCAGGGUCCCCCCAGGUCGGCGAGGAGUCAGAAACACACAGAAUUCACACCCGGACGCCGGAGGAAAGCCGGGGCCGCCGUGGUGCCCGGGAGCACCCGGCCCGCCGUCCGCAGGCCGCGCAGGGGAUGGAGGGGCGCGAGGCCUGGGGACGGCUGCGCAGGCGCCUGGAUUCGGAGCGGACGCACGCCCGGCAGGCCGAGGCCAGGCUGCGCCAGCACCUGCAGAGGCUGGAGCGCGCCUGCCGGUCCCACCUGAGGCUGCUGAGCUGGGAGCAGAGGCAGCUGCGCGGGGAGCGGGAGCGGCUGCAGCGGAACCUCAAGAGCAAGGGCCCCUCCUCCUCCGGGGGCGGAUGCCAGCAGAGACCAGCAGACGCCGCCCUGCGCCCGGCGCGGGGAGGGAGGCGCGGAGGAGCCCCACGGGCCUCGGGGCUCAGAGCACCAGCGACUGCCAGCCCGACGCAGGGAACCCACAAAAAUGGGUGCCGGGAGCCCCCUCCCUGUCCCACCGGCCUCAAGGACCCCGUGGAAAGCCAAGAGCCGUCGCCGCCGUCCCCAAGCAGCGCAGCCUCGGACGCCCCAGAAGGGGACCCGGCAGGCCGAGCCACCCCCACGGAGCCCGCACACCCAGACCCAGGGGCCAGCCCCGCGGGAGACCGCGGAGGGGUCCGCGGGGAGGAGGCCGGCUCAGGAGAUGCCUCCCGGAAGCCGGACCACAGCGCUGGGGAGCCCACGUCCCCGAGGGCCACGGGGUGCGAGGGAGACCCCAGCAGCGAGGCCUCGGCAUCCUCCCUCCGGGAGCUGUUUGCCAGGGCCGCCCACGCCCGCUACCUGCGGCUCCGGGCACCCCCCGAGUCCGAGCGGGAGCUCAGCCUCGCCGAGAUAUUCGGGCACAGGGGCCCCGGGGCCCCGCCGGGCAGGGCGUCCUCUCAAUCACCUCCUCUGUGACCGGCCAGUACCCCAUCAGGGUCACCGGAGAGACCUGUCCCCUGUCCCAUCUCCUUUCGAUCCCCGUUCUCUCCCUCUCGCUGCGUCCG